AUGGGUGUCACUUUUGACAAGUGCGAGACACGGCCGGCUCACAUUGAAGCCAUCCUCAACGGCCUCGACAGAUACAACCCAGAGACUACGACAGUAUUCCAGGACUAUGUUUCUCAGCAGUGUGAGGAACGGACGUUUGACUGCUAUGCUAACCUGGCUCUUUUGAAGCUAUACCAAUUCAACCCUCAUCUCCUCCAGCCCGAGGUUGUCACCAACGUCCUCGCUAAGGCUCUCACCGUCUUCCCCUCUCCGGCUUUCUCUCUCUGCCUUUCUCUCCUUCCCGCACACACCCAGCCUUUCGCAGAAGCACAAAACACCUCUCAAACAUCCGACUUUGUCGAAUCCGUUCAAAAGCUUGCCCGCCUCUCCACUCUCCUCGAGUCUGCACAAUACGCCCAGUUCUGGUCGACCCUGAACUCGGAUGAUUUGUACGCAGACCUUGUUGCUGAUGUCGCCGGGUUUGAGGAGCUCGUGCGCAUCCGCAUUGCCAUUGAGGUUGGCAAGACCUUCCGCCAGAUUGACGCCGAUGUGCUCGAGGCAUGGCUUGACCUGAGAAAUGGCGAAGCUCUUGAGAAGUUCGUCACUGAGGUCUGCAACUGGGAGAUCGAGAAGUCCGGCUCCAGUGUUGUUGUCAAGGUGCCCACCAACAAAGAGAACGAGGCCCGCAGUGAAGUCAAGAGUGAACGCGUCGGCAUCGAGCAGUUCGGCCGUGUGCUCAGACGGGGGUUUGAGCAGGCUGCAUAA
This is a messenger RNA of Aspergillus ruber CBS 135680, 744 nucleotides long. Its product is annotated as CSN8/PSMD8/EIF3K family protein. Gene Ontology annotation, biological process: regulation of translational initiation. The record is from RefSeq and is a predicted model, not a curated record. The transcript has 2 exons. Gene Ontology annotation, cellular component: cytoplasm; eukaryotic translation initiation factor 3 complex. Gene Ontology annotation, molecular function: ribosome binding; translation initiation factor activity. NCBI's taxonomy places the organism in Eukaryota, Fungi, Ascomycota, Eurotiomycetes, Eurotiales, Aspergillaceae. The coding region runs from base 1 to 744 and encodes 247 amino acids.